GGAUGGCAUCACAAGCUGUAUCAAAGGGUUCCAAGCGAAUAAAAUUAUCGCCAAACUCCGAUGAGAAAGAUGAUGUAAACAGUUGUACUACUGGCGAACAGGGUCAAUCAUCAGUUGACAUGGCUUUGGAUAAAAAAACAGUCGAAUCCAGCGACGAGCAAAACUCAAAGUGAGUAAAAUUUAUUCUUCCCUCAAAAAUAAUACUGUGGAACAAUUUUGUAUUCCUUGAAAUCGAAUUGAGGAAUCUAACGCUAUGAUGAUGAGGAAAUGUGGUUUGCACGAUCUUACCGGUAUACACGUGUUGUAAUGAAAAGGUGUCUUGUCGAAUACUUGAUGAAUUUUUUUUUGAUUUGCUGUCGAAUGUAUGGCUUCAUAAUUCCUUUGCUUAAUGAACAUCUUCCACUCGAGUUCGUCUUUGUGCUGCCUUAAUCUUAACGUCACACCUGCAACACGAGCCAACAUACUGAGUAAUUCCUUUAAUCGCGUCUUGACAAAGCCUUUUUCUUAAGAAUAUUGAAGAUCGACCCUUGCUGUGGAUAGUUAUAUCUUCUGUCAUGUCAUUUUUCAUUUAAGGAUGGAACACGUAGGAACGGAAUUUGAAAUAGAAAUCUCUUAUCGUUUCAGAUUAAUCGUGCUCUACUCAUUUAUGACAUUUAAAAGGGUUUCAAGUCGUUUCCUUUCAAAGAUCCUCAUCUCGGUGGUCUUUUGUCUUUUUAAAAUGCUUGUCUGAAUUUCUGAGUCAUUCAUCACAUCCUGAAAAGAUGAUUCGUUUUCCGUUAAAUUACAGUGUUAAAGCAUAAAAACAGAUGCCAGUCUUGUCCAAUGUCAAUUAAUUGUGCAUCACAUCACAGCUUUUCUUGUAUGUUCCUCGCAUUUUUCUUUUUGAGGGACUUUGUAAAGUUUCAAAUACAUGUAGAAUUCAUUUUCUCUGGCUUCUAAUCUCACACCAAAACCACGUUCCAGUUAUCAGUGGUUACAGUUUGGUUGUUGCAAGAGUUAACCACUAUACUCAAUCUUUUCUGUGCUCCAAAUAGGUAAUUGAAAGUUUCAAAUUUGACACAGCCAUAUGUAACUGGUCUCUAUUAAAUAGCUCAUAGAUUAUGUUUUGGGUUCGAAUGUUAGAUGAAAGUAGUGUAGUCUACAAUUAGGAAAAAGAAAUGCUUAGUUUGAUAACUCAGAAUUUGGGUAUUUUUAUUUAUCUUUAUUUUUAAGCUCUCAUUUGUAUAUCAGUUCAUAAUUUCUUACUUGUUGAAUGUUAGGGUACCAUAUGUCAAACUUUGAACUGAACUGUCAAUUUUCAAGGCUGUGUUUGAUUGUUUGAACUCAACUUAGUCUAAAGUUCCAAAGGGCUUUAGGUUCAGGUAUCUUUGUUAUUGUACAACUGUGUACUUAUGCCACUGAGCAACUGCUACAAGUUGAAGUAAGAGAUUAUAUUCAUAUAUAUUCUCAAUGUUCUGUUACAUUUACCUUUUUUGGACCGUUUUGUCAUGCAUGUAUGUGUUUUGAGAUCUUUGCACUAGUUAAUACAAAAUUAUCUUCCGUGACUUUGUGUUGAGAACCUCACUUGUAACCCUCACUUGUAAUUCAAUGAAAGCUUUAAUAUCAAAACCACAAACAUGAUAUUUUGCAAGGAAUUUUGCUUUGAACUAUGAAAAUUUGUAUAGAAGUAAAGCUGAGUGAAAAUUUAUUUGGAACACUAUGAACUAAAUGAAUCUUAAACUAGUACUUAAAUUAGCUAGUUGGCAAGGAAACUGAGCAAAUUCUAAAGUAACCCCUUAGAUAAAAAGAAGUAGUUUAACAAAGAACAGAUUUGUAUAGUGAGCUUUAUGAAGGACUUGUGUAAUAUUAGCCCAUGGACUUCAAUAUUUUGGAGCCUUUUAAGAAGGAUAACUAUCAGCAUGCUAAACAGCUAGUUUGAAUUUUUAAAUAUAUGCUCAUCCAUGCAAAAAUGGUACUGUUUUCUUUUGGCAGGUCAACAAAGAAAGACAGUGAACUAGUUGUAAUAUCAUCUUCGUCAUCUGAUGAUGAUUCAGACAAGGAACUUAAGACAGACACUGUGGAACCUGUUGUAAAAAAGGAGGAGGCAGAAACAUUCCCUGAUGUUGUAAAAAGCAAAUUGCAAGUGAAUCAAACAGAAUCCCUUGAACAGGAUUCUAAACAAAUUAAGGUUGCUACAGAGCCAAAAGUAGAAAGGAAGGAUUCAGACUUGGAUGAGUGUAUCUCCCAGGAGGAUCUCCUAGCACAGUUGGGUUUGAGUUCUGUGAAAGAACUUAACAAAAAGGAGACAAGCAACAUGGAGAAUAGCACACCAUCUGCAAAUGCAAAUGGGGUUGAGAGAAAACCUUUGAUAUCCCACAGAGCUAAGGAAAGUAUUGUUGAAUUCUUGAAAAUACCAAAGCUAUCCUCUUUGGACAGCAGGAAAAAGAACAAUGGUGAGGUCAAGGGUGAUGUCAAAAUCACUAAUGGUAAUACUAGUGAUGGCUCAAGGCCAGAUUCCCCUCUGUCUGAUGAAAAUGAUGAUGAUCUUCAAGCUAAAGAAAAAUUGAUUGCACACCUUAGAAAUGAACUGAAGCAAGAAGAAGCCAAACUUCUCUUGUUGAAACAACUACAUGCUGCACAAAAUGAUGUCAAAGGUAGCUCCAAAUUUCAAAAAGAAAAUGUGGAGAAGGUACAGACACAAGGAGCCUCUUCCCAACCUGCGAAGUCCUCUAUGCAGCUUCCACCUAAAAAAGGUCAGAAUCUUCCUCCCCCACCGCCUUUGAAGGCCUCAACAGUACUAGCCACUUCUACUUUCCAUCCACCCAGGGAUGUUCCAGGACAGCCAAGGCUGCUUCCAAAAGGAAGUAGUAAUGCUCAAUCACAGUCCUCAAACUCUGGAUCUUCAAAAUUUUUAGGUCCUGCAGCCCAGACCCUGAAAGAGUUUGCAGUGCAGCAGUCCAUUCAUCAACAUUCAACUCAGUCACAUUCAAAACCUGGAUCAUCUGCAAUUGCAGAUCUGCAAAAUGUUGUCACCUGCAUGGCAAAUCUAAUUCAGCCUACUCCUCUGUACCCCCACAGUGGAGGCAGAGGCAGUCCAGCAUAUUCUGCAGCAAAUCAGCCUGCCCCUGUCCGCCCUACCCCUGUCAGAGCCAACAAUGUUAGCAGCCUCCCAGCCAGCAGUGGAUAUGUGUCAUUUCAGCAUCACUUGCCAAGUAGUUCUCAUCAGCAAAGUCCAGGUGGGAAACAAGCUGCAGCCAAGAUGGCACUACGAAAGCAGUUGGAAAGGACACUGCUUCAGAUACCACCACCAAAGCCACCUCCUCCUGAAUGGUCAUUUAUUCCAAGCCUUGGCAGCCAAGACUUCAUGCUUUUGGUUGGGCUUGAGUCUGUGGUGGAUGUUAUGGCUGCUAAAGAAGCCAAGGGAAAACAUAAUGUUCCAUUGCGAGAGCAAUUGAUAAACCCCAAAGUUUGUUCACGUUGUAACACAGACUUCUCACCUUCUUGGACAAAUAAGCCAGGCAAGGACUCAGAGCUGGUAACUGUGUGUGAAAAGUGUAGCACUGUUAAUGUGAAGAAAGAGCUUAAAGCAGAACACACUGCUCGUUUGAAGGCAGCAUUCUUGAAAGCUCUUAAGCAGGAACAAGAGAUUGAGCAAAAAAUUAAUGAUACCCCUCAAAUUGCACCUAAGCCUCAUCACCAAAGUCAGAAGUCUUCUCCUCAGCCUCCUCUAGCACCUGCACCCCCACGUCACCACAUUGCACAUCACCAACCUAUCAUGCAUCAUCAUCACCAACCAGUUCAACCAGCACUGUACCACCACCAUCAGCCUCACACCAACUCACUGUUAUUUCAACUGCAGCAACAGCACUUGCAGCAGCAACACCAGGAGUUGGAAGCCGCAGCGAGACAGCAAGCUGAUGUCAGAUGGCAUCCAUAUAUAAGUCAGCACCAUCACUCUGGAUCUCGCAACCCACAGCAUCAUCAUAGCUAUGUGUCAGACUCUGAUAGACAAUACUUGCUGGACAUGAUUCCUUCUUUGCCAACACCAACUCUUGGUUAUGGCUCUAGUAGAAUCUAG
Pocillopora meandrina is the source of this 4057-nucleotide messenger RNA. Lineage: Eukaryota; Metazoa; Cnidaria; Anthozoa; Scleractinia; Pocilloporidae. The record is from the annotation of a GenBank genome assembly.